Molecule: messenger RNA, 1230 nt
Organism: Neofelis nebulosa (Clouded leopard)
Lineage: Eukaryota; Metazoa; Chordata; Mammalia; Carnivora; Felidae
Product: ras-GEF domain-containing family member 1A-like
Biological process (GO): Ras protein signal transduction; positive regulation of GTPase activity
Cellular component (GO): plasma membrane
Molecular function (GO): guanyl-nucleotide exchange factor activity
Source: RefSeq, a predicted model, not a curated record
AUGGAUGGUUUCGAUGCAGGAGAAAUCCUUUGCUACAGAGUGGUAGAGGAUCAUUGGCAUACCUCUUUGGCCAAGCUGAAGUCCUUCUCAGCCAAGACUGUGCAGCUGUUAAAGGAGUGGACAGAGGCCUUCUCCUGUGACUUCCAGGAUGAGAAGGCCAUGGUUGAACCGAAGACUAUUACCCACCGGGUCACACAGUGUAAUGAGGAGAAUGGCACAGUGAAGAAGGCUAUUUCCCAAAUGACACAGAGCCUGCUGCUGUAGCCGGCUGCCCAGAGCCAGCUUCAGGAGCUGUGGGAAAAGAUUCCCUCACCAGCCAUGGACAAAGGGUCUUUCCUCAAGGCUAAGCCACCAGCCACUCAGAAGGACAUCCUGGGUGUGUGCUUUGACCCCCUGGUGCUGGCCCAGCAGCUGACUCAUAUUGAGCUGGAGAGGAUCAAUAGCAUUCACCCUGAGGAUCUGAUGCAGAUCGUCAGCCACAUGAACUCUCGGGACAAGCACCGGUGCCAAGGGGACCUGACCAAGACAUAUAGCCUGGAAGCCUGUGAGUGGUUCAACUGCCUUAGCAUGCUAGUGGCCACUGAGGUGUGCCAGGUGGUGAAGAAGAAGCACUGGACUCACAUGCUAGAGUUCUUUCUUGCUGUGGCCCAGAAGCACUUUAAUAUCGGGAAUUUCAACUCCAUGAUGUCCAUCAUCUCUGGCAUGAACCUCAGUCCUGUGGCGAGGCUUAAGAAAACGUGGUCCAAAGUCAAGAUGGCCAAGUUUGACAUCUUGGAGCACCACAUGGACCCAUCCAGCAACUUCUGCAACUACCGCACGGCCCUGCAGGGGGCCACACAAAGGUCCCAGAUGGCCAACAACAGCAGAGAGAAGAUUGUUAUCCCUGUAUUCAACCUUUUCGUUAAGGACAUUUACUUCCUGCACAAAAUCCAUACCAAUCACUUGCCCAAUGGGAAUGUUAACUUCAAGGAAUUUAGGGAAAUCUCCAGACAAAUCCAUGAGUUCAUGACAUCGACUCAGGUAGAUUGUCCCUUCGAGAAGGACAAGAAGAUUCAGAACUACCUGCUCACGGCACCCAUCUGGAGCGAGGAAGCUCUCUUCAUCAUCUCCUUUGAAAGUGAAGGUCCUGAAAACCACAUCGAGAAGGAUAGCUGGAAGACUCUUAGGAUGACUCUCCUUAACAGAGCCUGAAGGCAUGGAUGCAGCCUGCAGAUGCUGGAUGAAGUACAC